GAAAUAUUUAUUUAUUCUCCCUCAGCUGUGAACUCUCGGGCCGGGUGAAUUGUUUUGUGGUUUGGGCGGUAAUUUGGGUGUAAUUGAGUGAAACGCGGUGGGGACGGAGCCGGCGGUCCGACGCUCUUUGUUCGUUCAUUCAUUCGCGUUUCUUUGUUGCGGCUGAAUUUGGUGAAAUCAUGGGAGCGCAAGUGGCCAAAAACGGCGCAAAAGAGGAAGUUGCGGCAGAAAAAGCAAACGGACAGGAAAACGGCCACGCUAAGACCAACGGAAAUGCCUCCCCGACAGCAGAGGGCGCCGCCGAGGAGGUCCAGGCCAACGGAAAGCACGCCGCCGAUGGCGAGGUGAAACCAGAAGAAGGGGCGGCCGAAAAAAACGAAGCGGAAGGCGAGGUCGAGAGCGCCCCGGUGGCCAACGGCGAAGACGCGAGCAAACCCGACGAGAACGGUUCGGCCUCGGGGAGCGCCGAGCCGGUCAAGCAGAAGAAGCGCUUCUCCUUCAAGAAACCGUUCAAGCUGAGUGGCUUCUCCUUCAAGAAGUCCGCCAAGAAGGAGGCCGACGCCCAGGAGGCGGCCGGUACGUCCGAGGAAGGCGAGAAGAAAGCAGAGGAGGCCGGAACGGACGAGGCCAAGCCUGAAGCGGCCGAAGGAGAAGCUCAAUCAGAGGAGCAGAAACCCGCCGCAGAGGAAGCGAGCGCGGCGGAGGAGCAGAAAACGAGCCCGAGCGAGGAGAAGAAACCUGAAGAGUCGACGGAGGAGAAACCAGCUGAAGCGGCCGCCGAAGCGCCCGCCGAGAGUACGGAGGCCCCGCCGGCUGCCGAGGAGUAACGGGGUUCUGAGGAGGAGAAGGAGAAUUUAAAUGAAGUAAUAAGGAGCGAAACCACUGAGACUUUUCUCUGUACAAAACCCACUGACCUUUUAAAGCUGUUUUUAUUUCCUGUGACCACUCACUCACUCAUCCAUCCAUCCAGUCAUCCAUCCGUUCAUCUUCCAUCCAUCCAGUGUGUCUCCGUGGCGCUCCGAACAAGGAAGGAUCCGUGAUUGUAGCAUGAAGGGCACCGUGCUUCAAUCCCUCGACCGUGUUUGUUACAGUAUUGCGUGUGGACGUGUGAUUGUGAUGCAGUAUUUCGUUUUUUAUUUUUAAUGCGUCUCUUUUUUUUUUUAUACCUUAAUACAUGUACAUUGUUUUAGGAAGUUGCGAUGUUAGAUGGUGCCGUAUGAUUUAGGUUUUGACAGUGCAUGCUCAGAAAGCGGUGCUACAAAAAACAACAAAAACAACAAAGAAAACAAAGCGAACGGCGUCGGCGUGCCUCAUCGGGGUCGUUCAGGUGCUCGUGCGAUUCACCAGCAGCGCCGCUCUCCGGUCGGGCAGCACUGUGUGCUUGUAUAGGCUUUCGUCACGUCUUUUUAAACUUUUUUCAGUCCCGUAGGUAACGUUCCACUCCCUUUUCUAACGAUCGUGUAGAACAAAAUAAUACCAGACCUGUGAUAACUAAUGCAGCUAGAUUUGUUCCCCUCGAUCAUACUGUGCAAGUAAAUCCAGAAAUCCUUUAGUGCAAUCCAAUAGAUUCCUGUUUUCUGUAAAUAUUCAGACCUGGUUUUUAAAUGGAAUGUAACUUUGCAUACGUCUCGAUUUCAACAGGCACAAAAAUAAAGGGUGUAAAAGAA
Trichomycterus rosablanca is the source of this 1667-nucleotide messenger RNA. It is a transcript of the gene marcksb, whose product is annotated as myristoylated alanine-rich protein kinase C substrate b. NCBI's taxonomy places the organism in Eukaryota, Metazoa, Chordata, Actinopteri, Siluriformes, Trichomycteridae. Gene Ontology annotation, molecular function: calmodulin binding; actin filament binding. Gene Ontology annotation, cellular component: plasma membrane; actin filament bundle; cytoplasm. Gene Ontology annotation, biological process: central nervous system development; actin filament organization. Bases 180 to 827 code for a protein of 215 amino acids. The transcript has 2 exons. The record is from RefSeq and is a predicted model, not a curated record.